Rhodofomes roseus is the source of this 954-nucleotide messenger RNA. RefSeq names its product AAA domain-containing protein. The coding region runs from base 88 to 849 and encodes 253 amino acids. NCBI's taxonomy places the organism in Eukaryota, Fungi, Basidiomycota, Agaricomycetes, Polyporales, Fomitopsidaceae. The transcript has 5 exons. The record is from RefSeq and is a predicted model, not a curated record.
GUACACAAAGGCUGACAGUAUCUCAGAUUUGUGAAGCUCGUCAAGAAUUUCCGGUCCCAUAGUGCAAUUCUGAACUUCCCAAACGAGAUGUUCUACGCAAACGAGCUGGAAGUGUGCGGUACUCCGUCUGUCAUCAACUCGUUCAUUGGGUGGCAGCAUCUCGUCAAUCGCAAGUUUCCUGUCGUCUUUCAUGCGAUAUCUGGGCAGGAUGAAAGGGAGGCGUCAUCGCCGUCGUACUUCAACAUUGAUGAGGUCACGGUCGUCAAGGAUUACAUCCAGAAGUUGAAGGCUGAUGCCCGCUUCAAAAUAUCGGACGAAGAAAUCGGAGUCAUAGCUCCCUACCGUGCGCAAGUCAGGAAACUGCGUCAAGCACUGUCGGGCUUCGCUCCACAUGUUAAGAUAGCCAGCGUGGAAGAGUUCCAGGGACAGGAAUACCGAGUGAUCAUCCUCACCACUGUACGGAGCACGCGAGACCUUUUGCAAUACGACCAGCGCUACACGCUUGGCUUCGUAGCGAAUCCUCGCAGGUUCAACGUGGCUAUUACCCGCGCGAAAGCGCUCCUUGUUGUCGUUGGCAACGCCUCGGUUCUCUCCACAGACCCACUAUGGAGACGUUUCCUCAAUUACGUCCACUUGAAGAAUGGAUGGCAUGGAGAACCGAUUUCUUGGAACCCAGCGGAACCUGUGCUUGAUGACGGCGAGUAUGCAAGCCAGUUGCGCGAGCAAGGUGUUGCAGAUGUGGCUGCCUUCAUGCAGCGCAUGCACAUGUACUCGGACGGAUCGGGACCGACGGCGGAGGAUCUCGAGAGCGGCGCAAAUAUGGAGGUAGCGUUCGUUGAGCCGGACUGAUUCGAGGUUGUAUACGUUUCGCUCAAAGCGAAGUAUGAUCUGCUACGUUGUUGUCGAGUUCGAGUCGGGUCACAUCAGUCCCAGUCUGUUUAAAAACAUCGAGCA